AUGCGUCUUUACAGCAUUCUCUCCUGCGCCAUUGCACUCGGCGUCGCCGCGGCCAGCUCGCCACCAACUGCUGGCAUCGAGGCUCUUGUCCAACGCCGUCUGCCGCAACAUGCAGGCGCCUUUGAGUUUCGCAUCGUCAACGCGACGGCCAUCGGCGAAAUCGACUCUUACACGGUGUCCACGCCGCGGAAUGGAAAGGUCCAAGUUGAGGGGAACUCGCUGAGCGCGCUCGCUACGGGACUGCACCGCUACCUGGUUGAUGUCGCCCAUGUUGAUAUCUACUGGUAUAUCGGCAAUCGGCUGGAUCUUGUCUCGAAGCUUCCUCAUCUAUCAGCGCCUUUGACGAGUUCUAGUAUCGUGCCUUAUCGGUACCAUUUCAACACAGUCACGACAUCCUACACCAGCGCUUUCUGGACCUGGGAGGAUUGGGAGCUGCAGCUCGACUGGAUGGCCCUGCGCGGGAUUAACCUGCCUCUCGCAUGGAUUGGCGUGGAAAAGAUCUUUACCGAAAUCUUCCAAGAAAUCGGCUUGACCGACAACGAAAUCCUCGACUUUCUGUCCGGCCCGGCGUUUCUGGCAUGGAACCACUUCGGAAAUAUCCAAGGCUCCUGGGGCGGAUCGCUACCCUUCUCCUGGAUUGACAGUCAAUUUGAGCUGCAAAAGAAAAUUGUGCGGCGCAUGGUCGAACUUGGUAUGACGCCUAUUCUGCCUGCAUUUCCAGGUUUCGUCCCUAGGGCUAUCUCGCGUGUGUUUCCGGAUGUGAGCAUAGUGAAUGGCUCUACAUGGGAAGCUUUUCCAACCGCAUAUACCGACGACACAUUCAUGGACCCUCUCGACCCGCGCUUCACCCAGCUGCAGAAGAGUUUCAUUGCCAAACAGACCGCUGCGUACGGUAAUGUCACCAAGUUCUACACCCUCGACCAGUUCAACGAAAACAACCCGUUCUCCGGCGACACAGACUAUCUGCGCAACGUCAGCCGCGGAAAUUGGCAAGCUCUUAAAGCUGCUGAUACAAAUGCUAUAUGGGUUAUGCAGGGCUGGCUAUUUACCAGUAACUCCGCAUUCUGGACCAAUUCCCGCAUCGAAGCUUAUCUCGGCGGCGUGUCUGUUGAUGAGGACAUGCUGAUUCUAGAUCUCGCAUCUGAAUCCCAACCGCAGUGGCAGCGCACAAACUCGUACUAUGGCAAACCGUGGGUUUGGUGCGAGAUACACGGGUAUGGUGGUAACAUGGGACUUUACGGUCAAAUCAUGAAUAUCACCGAGAACCCCAUCGCCGCGCUACACAACUCCACCUCCCUAGUCGGUUUCGGCUUGUCGAUGGAGGGCCAGGAGGGCAAUGAGAUUGUCUACGAUCUUCUCCUUGACCAGGCCUGGACCGAGACACCCAUCGACACCGAGGCCUACUUCCACGACUGGGUCACCGCGCGAUACGCCGGUAGCAACUCGAUCCCCGACGAGAUCUACACGGCAUGGGACACUCUCCGGACCACCGUCUACAAUAACACGAACCUCACCUCCAACGCCGUGCCAAAAUCUAUCCUCGAGCUCAUCCCCAGCACCACCGGCCUGCUCAACCGUACCGGCCACCAUCCAACCACCAUCAACUACAACCCGGACGAUAUGGUGCGCGCCUGGGACCUUUUCUACGCGGCAGGCUUUAGAAACCCGGCUCUCUGGUUCAACCCAGCCUACGACUUUGACCUCGUCGACAUGUCCCGCCAGGUCCUCGCCAACGCUUUCAUACCCAUUUACCAAGACCUGAUCACCGCCUACAACACCUCGUCUUCCGCCCAGCGCGCCUCCUCCGUCCGCACAAUCGGCGCAAAACUCAUCAGCCUACUCUAUUCUCUCGACGCCGUCCUCCAAUCAAACCCGCACUUCCGUCUGUCCACUUGGCUCUCCGCAGCCCGGUCUUCCUCCCCUACCAAAACAGCCCAAGACUUCCUCGAAUAUGAAGCCCGCAACCAAAUCACACUCUGGGGACCAACGGGGCAAAUCAGUGACUACGCAUCGAAAUCAUGGGCCGGCCUGGUAUCAUCAUACUACAUCCCGCGGUGGCAGAAAUUCGUGGAGUAUUUGGCAACCACCGAGCCGGCAGAGUACAACCAACAGACAUUCCAGAAGGGGCUGUUGGAGUGGGAAUUGCAGUGGCAGAAUAAUACAUCGGCUGGUAAGGCUGAUGAAAAGACUGUGACGAGUAUUCAGAAUGUGCUGCCCGGGGUUAUUAAGCAGUGGGAAGAGGUUUUUUCGUUUUGA
This is a messenger RNA of Talaromyces proteolyticus, 2256 nucleotides long. RefSeq names its product putative alpha-N-acetylglucosaminidase. The transcript has 3 exons. Bases 1 to 2256 code for a protein of 751 amino acids. The record is from RefSeq and is a predicted model, not a curated record. Lineage: Eukaryota; Fungi; Ascomycota; Eurotiomycetes; Eurotiales; Trichocomaceae.